UCGGACAGGCGGGAAGGGGCGGCCGCUCGGGAAGGAUGGCGGCGGCGGCGGCGGUGGGAGUGGGCGCGGGCGCCGGGGGUUCGGGAGCCGCCGGAGGCGGCGGCGGGGGGGCGCGCGAGGGCGCGCGGGUGGCAGCGCUGUGCCUGCUGUGGUACGCGCUGAGCGCGGGCGGCAAUGUGGUCAACAAGGUGAUCCUGAGCGCCUUCCCGUUCCCCGUGACCGUGUCACUGUGCCACAUCCUGGCGCUGUGCGCGGGGCUCCCGCCUCUGCUCCGGGCCUGGCGCGUGCCCCCGGCGCCGCCCGUCUCGGGCCCUGGGCCGGGUCCGCAUCAGUCGUCCGGCCCGCUGCUACCGCCGCGCUUCUACCCGCGCUACGUGCUGCCGCUCGCCUUCGGCAAGUACUUCGCAUCAGUGUCCGCGCACGUCAGCAUAUGGAAGGUGCCCGUGUCCUACGCGCACACCGUCAAGGCCACCAUGCCCAUCUGGGUGGUCCUCCUGUCCCGGAUCAUCAUGAAGGAGAAACAGAGCACCAAGGUGUACCUGUCCCUCAUCCCCAUCAUCAGCGGCGUCCUGCUGGCCACCGUCACCGAGCUGUCCUUCGACAUGUGGGGGCUGGUCAGCGCCCUUGCGGCCACACUGUGCUUCUCGCUUCAGAACAUUUUCUCCAAAAAGGUAUUAAGAGAUUCAAGAAUCCACCAUCUCCGGCUGCUGAACAUCUUGGGCUGCCAUGCCAUCUUUUUUAUGAUCCCCACGUGGGUCCUGGUAGAUCUCUCGGCUUUCCUGGUCAGCAGCGACCUGACCUAUGUGUCCCAGUGGCCUUGGACGCUCCUGCUCCUGGCCGUCAGCGGCUUCUGUAACUUUGCCCAGAACGUCAUCGCCUUCAGCAUCCUCAACCUCAUCAGCCCUCUGAGCUACUCAGUCGCCAACGCCACCAAGCGGAUCAUGGUCAUCACAGUGUCCCUGAUCAUGCUGCGGAACCCCGUCACCAGCACCAAUGUCCUGGGCAUGCUGACGGCCAUCCUUGGAGUCUUUCUGUACAACAAGACCAAGUAUGACGCGAACCAGCAAGCCCGGAAGCACCUCCUCCCCGUCACGACAGGGGACCUGAGCAGUAAGGAGCACCACCGGAGCCCCCUGGAGAAGCCCCACAAUGGCACGCUCUUCCCCCCACACAGUGACUACCAGUACGGCCGCAACAACAUCUUGACAGAUCACUUCCAGUACAGCCGGCCGAGCUACCCAAACUCAUAUACUUUGAACCGAUACGACGUGUAGAGCCUAGCGAGCUGGGCAGGACGUUCUGCCAGUCCUCCCCUCCAUCCCCGCCCCCAGCAGCAUCAGAAACUCCUGACCACCAGUGAAUGUACAACCCAGCCACGGGGGGAUGGUGCGGAACCAGCAGAAGACCCUGGGGUCCCUGGCCCCCACUCCCGCCCAGGGGCAGCAGGAAGCAGACCCUGCCGGGGGGACCACCCCUGAGCUCCGGUGUUUCACGCCUUUCUUCCUGGAGCCUUGUCUUCUGAGGGCAGCGUCACUCUGGAAACCUUGGCUAGGUUUUUAUCUUUCCAUGUAGACUUACUUCCCCAAGUCUGUUCUUCAGAGUUCUUUUUCUGCUUUCCAGCCAGGACCCUCUCUGGAAAGGACACAGACCUCAGAGCGGGCGAGGUGUGCUUUGCAGGGAGGGUGGCAAGGAAAAGACCCUAGGGUGGUGCUUUGUGACUGGUCACUUUCUCAGGCAGGCGCAGGACUGAAGCAGGUGUGGAACAGAGGAGUGCAAGGGUUACGAAAACCUCUCCAGCCACAAAGGUGGACUCAGCUUUGGGUCAGCCCCAUGACGGUUUGCAAUUCUGGCCAACGUCCCUCAGUGCAGAGCAAUUGCAAUUAGCAUUGAAUCCUUACAGCCUAAUUCUCUGACCCGCAAGUCAGAGUUGGUGUGCCGACCAAAAGGGAAGGGCGGCUGCUGACUCCUGACUCUCUUCCUUUGCUGGAGUGGAGCAACCCUCCUCUCGGAGCAGCGAGAAGGAUCAUUCAAAAUCAUGUUCAGCGUUUCAAGCUCAACCACAAUACUCAUUUUGUUCUCAUGAGCCUUCAACACUCUGUGCUUAACAGGGUAUCUGGUGAGAUGUUGGUUUUAUGAGGAUCUUGCAUUUUUCUAGGGCAUAUUUUGUAGUCGUCUGUGUUUUUCGCCUCGGUCCCCCACCCCUCAUCCCCCUCUUAGGGGAUGCAGGAUGCAUGCAGAUUGGCUUAUGGUUGGAAACGCCUUUGGUUUUUAAACGUUUAAAAACAAGAAAGGUUGCUGGCGAUGCCUGUCUCAGCACAUGUCUGCAUUUAGUAGGAAGGAAUGAAGUGUUCUGAAGCGCUUUUCUAAUGACCACAACCUCUGAAAGUGAGAUUAAUCAAGAAGGUCAUCUCCAUACUUUUGUGUCAGAGCUUGGCGCUCUGAUUCCGUUAGCUGCUCUAGCGGUGUUUCCGUCAGGAUCUGAAUCAUGUCCCAGGGAAGGGGCAAGCACCAGGCUAAGAUUUGGUUUGCCAAAUCAGUCUUUGGUCAAGAAGUUUGGGUUUUAGCAGAAUCACAUCACCAGGAAGAUUAUGUGAGCUCCGAGGGUAACCCGUGUGCUGAGGUCCAGGUUGGGACACUGGCAUAAGAGAUUGUGGCCUCAGAGAGGACCCUCCCUUGACUGCUGGCUGCCUUCUUCCUUCUGCCCUGCACCUAGCCUCUUCAACAGGCACUUGGCUUGAUCAGCAGAUGGGACCUCGGGUCACCUUUUACCUUCUGGCAUGUGAGAUGGUUCUCUGCUCCGAGAGGAAGUGCCAACCGUAGCUUAUGCUUGACUCCUGUUUGUUUUUGAUAAUUGGAACUUUGUACCUAGAGGUUACAUUUUGUCGCUCCUGGAUGGGCCGCUUCUGGAGAGGUCAUGAGGUCGCCUUCUGGCUUGUAUAGUACCACUGGCCUCAGGAGAAUCCAUUUGGCGUUGGCUUGCUUUUUCCUUACUUUGGCCUCAAGUUCUGAGACUACGUUGUGCGAAACAGGAAGGGGCCGUCCUCAAGGAUGUUUUCAUGAACAUGCUGAGUGCCUUCACCAGAGGCAGGAGUUGGACCUGCAGUUGGUCCACAAUAAACGGAGAUAAUUUUGCAUGGCAAAGAGCUUACAGUAACUGUCUUUAUGAUAGGAACUGAUUCCUUGAACAUAAAAUUGAACUCCAAAAUGAAUUACGCUUCUCUGCAGGUUUAAUGAAAUUUCUGAGGUUGCUGAAAUUUGUGUAUUUGUUUUUCUAAAGCAAGAUCUGCUGGUGAGGGGAAAUACCUGACUGGUUUCUUUACGGUUUAUAAAUGAAUAAACGAAUAUUUAGUUCUGUACAUAAAUCUACAGUGAGUACAUACACUGGAAUGAGACAAUCAUAUUCGAUCAGAUCAGAAGACAGACAUACUUUUGAGACUUGAAAGUUCAGAGUGGACGUUGGACUCCUGAAGGUUGGUUUUCCAGCCACUUGCUGCCCUGGCUCAGCCCCCACUACUCCUCCUCUCACAUCCACAUUUGCAGUUGGGUGGCUUCACCCUCCUCCCUGCUGGGGUUUGUAACAGCAAAUUUAGUUCACCCAUCCAUGGUGUGGUCUGCAAAACUAACUCGAACCCAACCCCUUCAUUUUACAGAAGGGGAAACUGAGGCUCAGAGGGCAUUUUUAAAUAGUGUUUGUUCACUAUCUUGAGACUCAGUGUGGAAUUUUUAAGCACCUUAUUUUAAGUCAUUCAUUAUUUGGGAAAAUCAAACCCCUGUUACAAAGGAGAGAAGUCAAACAGGUUCAAAUGAAGAAGCACCUGGAAUUUCUGAACUCUGCUGUGCAUUUAGCACGCAUCGUACAGCAGGUCCUGUGUUAUCACUGGGACAUAACCAGACCUGGAUCCCUUAAGGUCUAACAGCCUUAAGGCAGAGAACAUUAAAUUAUUGAAGAAUCUGAAAAUCGUGAACUCUUUAUGUCACUGUGUUUUCAGGACUUUUCAUGCUAUAGACUGUUCUGCGGGAAUGAUACUGUGUAUAUUCUUGGAUGGCAUUUACCAAAAAUAAAUGAUGGUCUCCAGGGAA
This is a messenger RNA of Bubalus bubalis (water buffalo), 4080 nucleotides long. It is a transcript of the gene SLC35E1, whose product is annotated as solute carrier family 35 member E1. Lineage: Eukaryota; Metazoa; Chordata; Mammalia; Artiodactyla; Bovidae. The record is from RefSeq and is a predicted model, not a curated record. Gene Ontology annotation, cellular component: Golgi apparatus. Gene Ontology annotation, molecular function: antiporter activity. The transcript has 6 exons. Bases 36 to 1274 code for a protein of 412 amino acids.